Molecule: messenger RNA, 10677 nt
Organism: Numida meleagris (helmeted guineafowl)
Lineage: Eukaryota; Metazoa; Chordata; Aves; Galliformes; Numididae
Gene: ARV1
Product: ARV1 homolog, fatty acid homeostasis modulator
Exons: 5
Coding region: 35-739 (234 amino acids)
Biological process (GO): intracellular sterol transport; sterol metabolic process; regulation of plasma membrane sterol distribution
Cellular component (GO): cortical endoplasmic reticulum; Golgi apparatus
Source: RefSeq, a predicted model, not a curated record
AGGCGCCGGUGGGCGGGUUGUGUGUUUGUGUGUGAUGGCGGAGCGCGGCGCCUAUCGCUGCGUCGAGUGCAGCAGGGAAGCGGCGGAGCUCUACCGCGACUACCGGCACGGCGUGCUCCGCAUCGCCGUCUGCAAAUCGUGCCAGAAACCUGUGGAUAAAUAUAUUGAGUAUGAUCCUGUUAUCAUCUUGAUUAAUGCUAUUUUAUGUAAAGCACAAGCAUACAGACACAUUCUUUUCAAUACAAAGAUAAAUUUUCAUGGGAAGCUCUGCAUAUUUUGUUUACUUUGUGAAGCUUAUCUCAGGUGGCUGCAGCUACAGGAUUCUAGCCAAAGUACAGAUCCUGAUGACUUAAUCAGAUAUGCCAAGGAAUGGGAUUUUUAUAGAAUGUUUGGUAUAGCUUCCUUAGAACAAACUUCAUUUUUGGUUGGCAUCUUUAUUGCCUUGUGGUGGAGAAGACCCAAGAUGCUAAAAACAAAGUCUGACUUCAUUUUACUUUUCAAAGCACUGCUGUUGUCCAGCUAUGGAAAGCUUUUGCUAAUUCCAGCUGUUAUUUGGGAACAUGACUACACGCCUUUGUGCCUUGUAUUUAUAAAAGUAUUUGUCUUGAUAUCAAACUCUCAGGCAAUUAGAGUUACAUUGAACUUGAACCGAAUGUUCCCUUGGUUGGCUAUUUUCUUUGGAUUAAUUUUGGAAUAUGGUGUGGUCUGCUUGGUCCAGAAAAUGGGAUGGGACUUUUGAAAUGUCAGCUCAGACCUAAAAAAAUAUGAACAAAGUGAUGAUCAUUUUCAAAUGAGGAGGGUCACAGAAUAUCCUGAAUUGGAAGGGGACGACAGUCCAAUUCUGGCUCCACACUGCACUACCCAAAAUUCAGACAUUAUGUCCGAGAGCCUUGUCCAAGUGCUCCUUGAAUUCCAGCAGAUUGGGGCCACGACUACUGCCAUGGGGAGCCUGUUCCAGUGCUGGAGUUACCCUCUGUUGAAGAACCAUUUCUUAACACCCAACCUGACCCUCUGCUGAUGCAGUUCCAUGCUGUUCCCUCAACUCCUGUUGCUGUCACCAGAGAGAAGAGAUCAGCGCCUGCACCUCUAAGAUCUUGGCUAAGAAAGAUCUCUGCCAGCAGACUCUGAAGACACUGUUUUUAUAGCGAUGAUGAUGAUGAUCAAUAAUAAAAAUUUUAGUAGACAGUUUGAGGAUGAGCUAAAAUGAGAACCACUUGGAAGUUUGGCUGCUUAAUGUGAUGAGCAAUGAAACUUCCACCUUAGCUUAUUUUUCUAUUAAAAAUAUGAACAUUUCACUAUCCUAAGAGCUUUAUAAAUCUGGCUGUAUAACUGACUGGAAUAAAAAAGGUAUGCUAAAAAAAUUUCAGCACUGCAAGCAAUCGCUGCGUUUUGGCAGAAAGAGGGGGAUGAAUUGUUCCCUUAGGAGGAAGGAAAAGAAUCAGUGGAAAAAUGUAAAAGCCAAAAUUGAUAUUUCAGCACAGACAGAUUUCAGAUAGAAGUAAACAUGUGCAAACAGAUUUUUUUUUUUUUUUAAUAGGAAAGGCAAGUAUUGCAGGUUGAAACUAGACCAGAAAAACUAAGUUUCAUUCUCUGGAAUGUUUAUAUAAAUAAUCCAAAAUAAUAAAAUACCUAGUUCUAGAGUAAUCUCUAGGAAGUACAGUUUUAACUGGCUUUGAAUUUUAUGUGAUUUCAUUUCAUAUUUCAUUUCAUGAAAUAUAAGGGUGCUCAGCAAUGUUCUUUUAUGUAGUAGUAUUUCUAGAAAAAAGAGACAAGGUUUGGAAAGUAUUAAUAAGGAGACACUUACAGAAGUUCUGCACGUUUUUCCUUCACAGGCAAGGAGAGGGAUAGAUGGCCCAUGAAGGAGCUGGCAGAAUUGGUUUUCUCAAGGCACUAGUUAGGACACUGACCUAAUCUUCUGCAGAAUGGUUUCCGUUAUGUUUCAUCCAAUGUUUAAUUUUCCUGCUUCAGUUCUGGAAGGCUGUACUGUCUACAGGUACUAUUUAGCUUUUUCAUUUUUCUCAGGUACAGUCUCCUAUCUAUGUUUUGCAAAAUGCAUUAGUUAAAAUUUUGCAACAUCUUCCAAGUUAACUAGGAACAGGUUUAGAGUAGGUCUAGAUGAUGAUCACAGAAGACACUGGACAUUAAAACCCUUGCAACUACACAGGCUGUGUUAAGUUACUCUGUUAGAAAAGCAAAGGGUUGCUAAUUCUUUUCUUCCACUGAGGAUCAGAGGCCAGCACCAGGUAUGUACUACUUGUUAAAACUGGCAUCUUUCUGAGCAGGUGAUGGUGUGGCCGGUCAGAGAAGGUUUAAAAAAUAAAAAAUAAAAAGGAAGUGUAACUCCAUUUAACUGCACAAGACUGGUCAACACCAAAACUGUUCCAGUAAGCACAUAGUUGUGAAGGUGUAUGAGGGAUCCACCUUGCUGUAGCAACUUUGGCAACUUGGUAUUUAGAACAUGCUUUACUUUGCAUGAUUCGAUUUGGAGAGGUACUCCUCCCCCAUAAUCUUUUUAAAAACAGUACAUUGCUGAUGGUGCUUUGAGGAGUUGUCUUCCUACACUGCCAGACACAUUGUUGCAACAUAUGCUGCAGUUUGAGAAGUUGAAAUGGGAAAGUGCAGUAAAUAUUUUAGAAAAGCUUCAGGGAUGCAAGUUUGGCCUGCUUUCACUUCCUUCCUGCACCUUCUGCCCAUAGUGAAAGAGGGGAUGCAGUUCUGCUGCAGCAGAGAGGGUGACAAGAAUAUGCACUAGGAAAAUGCUGGUGUCUGCUGAGUCGAACCCCAUUUGUUAUUGUAGCUCUCAUGCGGUAUUUACCAGCUUCCUGUGCAUACAAGGAAAACUUUUUGUAUUACAAGUAAUGUAAAUAUUACCAAUCCAGAAGCAAAAUUUGUAAAUAGAAUGUAUAUAAAUUUUCUUAAAGCUGAUUUAGAAUUAAAAAAUAAAACUCAAAAAGUGUCCCAAAAUAACUUCUUUAGUAGACCUAGAAUAGAGAUGAACACUUCCAAAGAAGUGCUUAUAUCUUGUGUCACGCGGGCUGAUAAUAUCUCAGCUAUGCACUCUGCAAUGCUAUCAGGAACCAUCAUUAUUCUUAUGCAACUUUGAGGAAGGAGGAAAAAAAAAAUAGCUAUGCAGCCAUGGACAAAACACGCUUUCAGUCUUUCAGAGGCAUCAUUAUUAUCUAGUCACACAGGGCGCUCUGCCUUGUAUGAUUUUAUGGUUACUAGUGUAUUGGAGUUAGUGUGACAAGUGCACUAAUAUUCCACAAAUCUAGUAUGAACUUGAGGAUUUUCUCUGCGUGUAUGUGUGUUGAGGACUGCAUUUUUGAUGCAUUUGGGAAAGGGUCCCUUAUAGUGCUUCGGAGAAAACCUAGACUAUUUUAAGGUCCUAUCUGUUUAAAAUAGUCAUGUCUCUCUCACGUUUAUUCUUUUUUGUCUUUUCAUCUCAUGCUUCUUAAACUUUUUUUUGUAAUGAAAUAGUCAUCUGUGCUAGAAAAAUGUAUUAAAAAUAGGCUGCCCUUCCUACAUAUCUUGAUAUUGUUUCAUUAACUUGCAUGUAAGGAUUUACUUAGUUAAAAAAAAAAAAAAAAGAAAAGCAAAGAUCAGAGAAAUGAAGUGAGUUUUGCUCAGAAUCCAAUAGGAUAUCAUGGCCUAUAGGAGAAGGAAAUAAGUCCAGAAUUCUGUCAGAUGAAGUGUACAAAGCAAACAGUGAUGUUAUUUAGACUUAGGUUGUGCCAAGGUUUAGUGAUUAUCCAGUGAGAGCUGUGAACUUUAACUGGGUCCAUAGGUCAAGUAUUUAGAAAUUACUCUAUACAACAGUAGAGAAUUGGAGUAAAAGUUAAAUAGUUAAAAGAAUGUAGGUGACAGGAAGAAUUGAGAAGAUCAUUUAAAAGAAAGGGGGAGUAUAAUCUUAAGAAAUGUUAAUGUAAGAAAAGAUGGAUCUAUUAUGGAUAUAGUAUAAAACAGUAUGAGUAUGUGAUUAAACAAAUGAACAUCAUACUCCUAAAUAUUUCUAAGGUUGAACAUGAAAGAAGAAUAUUGUUUCUAGCAGAUAUUCUUGCCAUCGUCUAAGUGGCAACGUUGACAAAUGACAAAGGGUAUCUUCCAAACAGUAAAGCCAAUGACUUUCCCUAAAGAAGUUACUGAUAACCUCAUUAUUUCAGCAGUUUGCACUCCAUCCUUGUAAAUACACUUUUUCCAGCUAAUAAUACAGAAAUUGAUAGAAUCAAUUGUGGAAUGAAUGGAUGAUCUCAGCUGUUGCAUAGCCCUUCCUGUUCACAGCAAUAGUAUGUGUUGCCUUCGGUUUUACUGGUGAGGAAAAGGCUACUACCCUUAUGACCUCAUUCAAGCAUAGACAAGUGAGUCCUUUCUUACACAACCCAUCCUAUCUCCAGCACACAAGCUGCCAUUUGUUAUCCCAGUAUUCAUAAAACUGAAAGUAAAAUAUCCAUCUGCACUGGAAAACUAUUAGCAGCUGAUUUCUCUUAAAACAAGAAAGCUAUUGUUUUUCAGGAAUUUGCAUUUUUCCAAUCCAGUUCUCACCCAAGUGAGUAAUAUUAAGCACCGCAGUGCCAUCUGGAGUUUAAGAGUAAAGCACUGUUGUUUCCAGAACUGGAAGGAACACAAACGCACUGUUAGUACAUCAUCUUUUUUUUUUUUUUUUUUUUUUUUUUUGUAACAUCUCCAAGCUUCUAAAUCAAAGUAUUACUCAUUUACAGUUUGGAGAAAUGUUUAAAUGAACUUAGUGAUCAAAGUCAGCCCACAAAAUAAUUGUUUCCUGACUUUAUUACAAAGUUAAUUCACAAUUUCACUAGGAAAGCUAGGAAAUGCAUAUUACUUUAGUAUGACACCUUAUUUAAGACAUAAAUGGCCAUGCAAACGGUGAUAAUUCUGAGUUUUUUAAAAAACUGUGUGGCAAAAGGCAUAGGGAACAAGUGACUUCAAUGCUAAAAGUCAAUAGGAAUUUUGUCACUGAAUUAAUUUGAAACCCAGGUUGCCACAGUUAGAAUUUGCAGGAAGGAGUAUAUGAUGAGAUAUCUGUAUUCUCUCCUCAUUUAUAAUGCUGUUCUGACCUUCUUAGUCUUUCCAGUAGUGCUUACUAUAUUACAGAGGUGGCUGGAAAGAAGACGUGAAAUUGAAGAGUUCUGUAAAAUCUUUUCCUUAAAUAUGAUCUCCUGUAUAUAUUUGUAGAGUUCUCUUGAGCACUGUAUAAAUAAAGAGCAGGCCUGCAAAGCAACUACUACCUAGCAAAUACUGCCGAUUACAUUUUAAUUGCUAUUCAUUAGAAUUACAGAUUUCUUACUUUUUAUUUUUCUCUCCUUUCUGUGUAAAACGGUGGUUUAAAGUAUCAUAGAAUCAUAAAAUGGUCCGGCUUGAAAAGGACCUCAAAGAUCAUCUCAUUUCAACCCCCCUGCUGUGUGCAGGGUCAUCAACCACCAGGCUGCCCAGAGCCACAUUCAGCCUGGCCUUGAAUGCCUCCAGGGACAAGACCCCCAAAUUUUCUUAUCAUCUCUAACUGUAAUUUUGAAUACGUUUUUAGGCAAAAGAAUUGCCCACAGGAUGCACAGUAGUGCACGUCACAGCUAUGUGAGCAGAGGAGUAGGGACAUGAAUUAAGACCUGAACACUUAUCGUGAAUAUGAGACCAACUACGAGUGUGACCUUGACCUUGUGUUCGUUUAUGUAUGUAUCUCCAUAAAAUGAUUUCACCUCCAUCAUCAUAGGAUUUGGGGAGGGAUUAAAUUGUUGUUGUCUGCUUAAAGAGAUGAAAAGCAUUAAGUCCUCUCAGCUGCAGGUUUCUGGGAGUCAGUCAACACCAUGAAUGUCAGAUAUUGAAACAGACAUGCCAGGAGCCAUAGAAUAUGAAUAUCGAAGUUGACAUGUUCAAAGAAUUCUUCUUUGUUAUGUUAAAGGCAGCCUUAAUUCUGAGCCUUGCUCAGAGUACAUACAUACCUACACAUACGCAGACUUUUAGGGGCAUAUACUGCAAAUCAUGAAUCUCUUAUCAGAAAUUUUAAGUUAUUGCAGCUACAUGUGCCAAAAUAAAUCAGAAAUUGGUUCAAUAAAAUUGAAGGGGUGGUAGCUGACGCAUUAACUCAUCUUACUUUCAGCUAUCUGGAAGGAAAAAUUUUUUGACAGUAUGAGGCUUUGAGGUGGAAAGGACAGGUAUGUCUUGCAUAAAAAUUGUUUUUUGAAAAAAUAUUACUAUUAGUAUCUUUUUUGUAAAUUAAUACAGUAGCAUUGCAUAAAUGUAAACAAGAAAGCAAAAUGUUGAUACAGAAACACUUCUACUCAGCUUACAUUCUCUCCUUGUAAACAGUCCAUUCACUCUGUUUGUAAGCAUCCAUGAGGGUUUUUACCCUUGUAGCCUUUUCCUGCCAUGGAUACUUAUAGCCCUUCUGAUGCUGUCAGACAUGCAUCGUUCUUCAGCUUUGAUCCCUUCUUUGGUCUCUCACUUCACUUCCAGUGUAAGGCUUUGGUUCUAACCUUCAAAGCCAUUGACGCAUCCUGUCUUGGCUACAGCAGAGAUAGCAUCUUUUUCUCUCAAUAGGACUACAGCAUUCUUUUCAUCAACAGAAAUCAAAAGCCAACUAUAAUGUAAUAAUAACUAGGAUGAAGAAAGUGUCAACUGCAUAAUAAAGUGACUUGCCAGAAUCAGGAAAAUUGGUUUAGACUUCUUAGGAUAGAGAGCAUAAGUAAAUAUGUCAUUUUGAGCAUACUGAUUAUCAGCUUUUUCAAUACCAAGGGUCUCUGUUUCCAUUUGAGGACAUUUCUCUUUCUUUGUAAUGUGGAAAUGGCAGAUUACACAGCUAGGAAACCAUAACCCAUCUCAAACACAUUCCAUCCUGGGAGAGAGCAAUAUGAAAAUAAGACAGUGCUGAUAAAUGAAGUAUUUGUUCAGCAAAGGUAGACAGAUUAAAAACAACUCCUUGAUAAAACAGCAUCAAAAAAUGCAUUCAGAUCAUUUCUGCCUUCCCUCAUUGUUACCUAUCUGCUUUCAUUAAAAAAAAAUGCCAACGUGGUGAUGCUAAUCUAGUUCAGCUGCAGGAGCUCUUUGAUAGUAAGUUCAGAGAGGCUUUUAAUCCUUUACGUUCUGUCCUGAUGGAGGACAGCAAAACAGGAAGUUCUCAUGCACAGCUUCUUCCUCUUUAUAAUGGCAGAGUGGAAGAUAGCCAUCUGCAGUUUCAUGCCAUUAUACUGAAAAGUGCUGGCUCCUCUCAACUCCUCACAACAGCUGUUCCUGAGUGUGCAGCUUUGUCCUGAGCAGGCAGCUGACUCUGCUUCUAUUGGUGGGAAGUGAUCUGUUUCCACAGUAUCAGGGCUAAAAGGGAAUCCAGAGGUGAUCUCGUCCUUCCUCUGUUAGGGCUGGCAGCCAGAGAUCCUGUCUGUGAGACCCAAGUUAAGCUGUCUGUCCUAGAUUAGGAGACCUGUUAGAUUUCGUUAUGUGCAGUGGCACUUUGAUGACCAAUUGUUUUUCAGCCUUUAAACUGUGACAGUUUAUUCAAGCAAUAUGAUUUCGUGAAAAUGUAAGAUUUACAUGAGGAAUUCAACGUGAAGAUGGUGGCUUGAUUUUUAAUAAUGUAGUUUCCUGUUUUUAUUUUCCAGAUGCAUUCUUCAAAGUCUCUGCUACCUCCUGCAACAGCUUUGCUAGGGCAGAAACAGUAAAAUCUGUCACCCAGAUUCCUUAGCUGUAGAACUGCAAUGUAUAUAGGACUUUAAAAGAGGUACAGACUACCUUAUUUAUUUUAAUCUACUAUGGAAUUCUUGUCAGGGCUUUUAGGUUGGCUUACACACAGUUAAGCUGAAACAAAAAUACAAUCAUUGCCUGAAAACUAGAGCAUCUAUUUUAGAGUGGAACGCAAGGAUUGGACAUGGUGAAUUGAGAUCUCUGUUUCAGGAUAAUAAACGCGCCUGUACAAACACCCUUUUAAUUUGUAAAAGAAUUGUAGUCUAAGUCUCUAUAGCCAGCACACUUUUAAUCGGAUUCUCUUACAAAUUUUUUUGUAUUUGCUUGGCUUCUCUAAUACUGAUUGACGUAUUUUUCUCUACACACCUGCAUUUCAAGGCAGAGAAAAGAUUUUUAUUCUCUAUGAGAAGUUAUAUUCAAAGAGUAGAACAAUUCUCCAUUUGCAACAUAAAUAGAAAGGACUUUGUGAAUGACUGGCUAGCGAUAAGUGGCACGGGGAAAAGAAGUCCCAUUGUGUGAUCACAGAAAGCACUGAAGACAAGACAAAUCUAUUUACAUAUGAAAACUCAGACCUUAAGCAAAUCCUACAGAAAAGGACAUGAGGCAAGAUAAACGAAAUACAUAAAACAGAUGGGAGAAUUCCUUCCCCCACCGCCCCAGAGAUUACCACAAGUUUCUACCACACUCAUUUGUCAUUAAAUUUUAAUCCUUGAUGCAAGUGCAGUGAUUGUCCUCAAAAUACACUCGGGGUUUGUUCAUAAAUGUUUUUUUCCUCGUAAAAAAAAUGCACACAAAGAGGUAUAAAUAAUAUAUGCUAUGUAAGUGCUGUAUAUUCCAUUUAUCUCUGCAGGUUAUAUUCUGUGAUACAUUGUAUUUCUAGGAAUACUUCUCCAAUUUGAGCAAUGUGACUAAAUAUCUGUCAAGAAGAGCUAGAGUAAAUCAAAUAUACUAGAAAAGAUUCUCUUCUAUUUGUACAAUAUUACACAGAAGCAUGAAGGAAUAUCCGGACUCAGAAUGUAGGUGUCCUGUAUUCAGAAGACAAAAAAAUAACAAAUGGUAACAGGGUUUUGAUAUUCUUGUACUAUGAGAAGUGAAUGUCCUUCCUAACAAUGUGUUAUUUUUUUUCAGCUGAUUCUCAUUAAAUGGCCCUCCCCAGUACCAAACAAGUGUUUCAGUCUUUAGGUAAUUUACCCUUUGUGGAAUGUAAAACACAAAAAUAAUCUUAUUCCAUGACAUGAAUAGUCCAUGGUGUUGUUAGUAACACGGGCUAUACAUGUGGUCCUGUCUAAGCUUUUGCUUUUCCUAUUCAAAAUUUUGCCUCAUUUCUUAUAAAUUCACCUCUGUAUGCAGUGCUUGAACUUUCCAGUAUCUUACAUAGGCAUAAUGAAACUGUGGGCAGUGGAGCUUUUGGUACAAAUAGUGCUACAGAUCAUUGUUAAAUCCCAGAUCCAGUUGAACUGAAGACACUGUAAACGGUUGAGUUUAGAGGAGAAAAUAACAAAACUUACUGCCUGUAUCCUACAGGUGCUUUUGUAAGUGAACUAAUAACCUUACUGUGUUGCCCUUUUGCAAAUGAUUUAAAAGGUUCUGCUGUUUGACAAGUCAGAACAGUUUAAGCUAUAGCUGGUAGGAUGCAGACAGGCAAAUUUAUUGUUUGUGACAGUGCUUGGUAUCCUGAGCCAAAAAGAGCUCUAAAACUAUUACUCAUGUGUCUAGCCAGAUAAUCACAGGGAAGUUUCUGAUCCAUGGAAGAAAUGCUUGAGAUUUCUGAAAGAGAAUAUUUAGCACUGUGAGAAGGAUUGAACUACUUCUGCUACCACAAAUUGCCUUAAAGCAGUUUGACACACAACUGACACACAACUGAACUCCGCACACUGACAAUUCCCAACAGCAAACAAUGCAGUCUGCUCUGGCCACAUGUUUUAAUUUCUAAUAGUCCACAGUCUGUAAGAGAUUUCUCCUCUUACUUUGCACUGAAGAAUUCUCAAAAAUUGCAUUAUCUUAAAGACAUUAUCUUACAUUAUCUUAAUAAUGUUGUAGCACUAAUGCAUUCAAAACCAUGGCAGAAAUUCAGUGGAAGUAGUCACGAGCCUGUGUAUUUCAACAGCAAAUAGUUUUGUCUCUUUAAAUUACAUACCAGCCUUAUCUGAAAAAUGUAAAUUCUAUUGCUAAAAGCACAUUCCUCUGAAAUCACAUGUGGGCCUGAUUACCCAACGCUGUUUGUUUCCACAUCCAUCUAAUGAAUUUUCCUGAAUAGAAAGGAUGAAAGGAAGCCAAAAAAGUAAAAGCAACAGACUUGUGCAGUGAAUAUUCAUCUCCUCCAAAAGUACCCUUUCAUUUAAAAACAAAUGGCUAAGUUCACUGCUAGCCCUCUGAAGUGAGAACUUUCGACCUAAUACUGCUGCUUUCUUAUGAAGCUUAAUUGCCCUGCAAGCAGCAGGCGCCAGUCCAGCACAAAUCAAGACUCACCUACAGUUCAAUCAAUUACAUCUGCCCUUGAGGAAAUCUACACUGUGAGCUAUGUCUGCUCUUCCAGACAAUCUGAUCUUGGGAUAGCUUGUCACUGUGUACAAACCAUGUAUACAGAUUUCACAGAUUCUUUUAACCUCAGAAUACCAAAGAAGCCAGCCCUUUGCAACAGACCCUGUGUGCUUGCAGAGCUGAUUAUGGAGUUAGAAUAGCCGGGAAGCUAGUCAGAACAGCUUGGUAGGGAGCCUUACCACUUACUGUAUGGAGCCUUAAAACUUCCAGAAAAUGUUAAAAUCAAUAUAAGAAUACUUUUGAAAUGAAACAGAGCUCUAGUUUAUAUUACUUCUAAUUAAUUUUCGUUUUAAAGAACAAAACGAGUUAUUUCCUUAGGUCAUGCAGUGUUGUUAAAUUUAAUAGAUUCAGAUAAACCAGCAAAUAUAACAAUGGAUGGUAAAUACACAUCUGAGGAGUUGUUUUCUUAGAAAGUGCAUGUAGUAAAUGGAAAUAAAUAUGAACCUGAAACUA